Synchiropus splendidus (mandarinfish) is the source of this 2043-nucleotide messenger RNA. It is a transcript of the gene spry1, whose product is annotated as sprouty homolog 1, antagonist of FGF signaling (Drosophila). Gene Ontology annotation, biological process: animal organ development; negative regulation of MAP kinase activity; negative regulation of fibroblast growth factor receptor signaling pathway. The record is from RefSeq and is a predicted model, not a curated record. The coding region runs from base 569 to 1573 and encodes 334 amino acids. NCBI's taxonomy places the organism in Eukaryota, Metazoa, Chordata, Actinopteri, Syngnathiformes, Callionymidae. Gene Ontology annotation, cellular component: cytosol; membrane. The transcript is spliced from 2 exons.
CGUUCCACCUUAACUCGCGCUCGCCCCGUCCCAAACAUCUGCCCAAUGAAUCAGGAGCGGAUGCGCUGUAUCCUUUUCCAGCGGGCUCGUGAAUGGCCAGUGGGAGUGGGCUCGUGCAGCCAACAGCGCAGCUCCAGCGUCUCAUUCAUUCAGUGCGCAGCAGACGUGGAGCGGAGCGCGAGGCCUGCGUGGAUUUCUCCCUCUCUCUCUCUCUCUCUCUCUCUCGCUCGCUCGCUCUCCCCCCUCGCCACCUCCUUCCCUCCUCCAGAUUCCACGCGAGAACUUUCCACCCGCUGCGUCGACGACCGGACUGGAUUUACGGCGAUUUUUCACUUGUGAUUUCUGGACUUUCCUCGGGCCGCGAGCGCGCGGUGGAUUAAUGUGCGUGCGGGAAUAACCGGGAAGCGCCGCUCGUGGAUUACCGGACUGCGAAUGUUGUGACUGGAUCUCCCGGGUUCGGAUGGAGUUUCCCCUCUGCCUGGUGGAUCCGAGGCUAUGGACGCUCGCAUAGAGGUGCUCCCAUGCAUGCCAGGUCCACGGUGAACGUCGGAAGCGGUGAUCCCCCCAGAUGGAGCACCAAAGUCAGCAUGGCCCCGGCGGUUCAUUGGUGGUGAUCCAGCAGCCGUCGCUGGAGAGCCGGCAGAGGGCCGACUACGAGCGGGAGCUCCAGCACGCCGCCAUCCUCUCCUUGGACCAGAUCAAGGCCAUACGCUCCUGCAAUGAGUACACGGAGGGCCCCUCGGUGGUGCGGAGGCCCCCUGCGCCCCGCAUGCCCCCCAGACCGCACGAGAAGCAGGAAAGGACUCAUGAGGUCAUCCUGGUCAAUGUGAACAACAAUUACGAGCACCGGCCGGCGGGGCACCAUCACAGCGGCACGGUGGUGGUGGGUCUGGCCGGGUCCCGGGCGCCGGGCCUCAGCCGCUCCACCAGCACGGGCAGCGCCGCCAGCUCGGGGAGCAACAGCAGCGCCUCCUCCGAGCAGGGACUUCUAGUGCGCUCGCCGCCUUGCAGGCCCGGCAUCCACCCGCACCACAGAGCUGAGCGGCCCGUUCGGACUCAACCCAAACCGCCUCCGCUAGAGCCGCCACUGAAGCCCUCUGCAAAAGGGAAAUCGGACUUUUCGGGCUCGGGUGUCGCUGGGCAUCAGUUCAUCUGCGAAUGCUGCGGCAAGUGCAAGUGCGCUGACUGCACAGCGCCGCGGAGCCUGCCGUCGUGCCUGGCGUGCAACGGCCAGUGCCUGUGCUCGGCCGAGAGCGCCCUGGAGCACGGGACCUGCAUGUGCCUGGUCAAGGGCAUCUUCUACCACUGCUCCAACGACGACGAGGGGGACUCGUGCGCGGACCACCCCUGCUCGCUCUCGCACUCCCACUGCUGCUCGCGCUUCCUGUGCAUGGGAUUAAUGUCGGUACUCUUCCCCUGUCUGCUCUGCUACCUGCCCGUCAAGGGCUGCCUGAAGGCGGGCCAGCGUUGCUACGACCGGGUCACCAGGCCUGGCUGUCGCUGCAAGAACUCCAACACAGUCUACUGCAAACUGGAGAGCUGGGCGCCGCAGAGUCCGGACAAGCCCUCCUGAUCCGCCGCCUUCCCCGCUCAAAGGAGUAAAAACCACUUUCUCUUCUACAGACCAGUGUUUGCCUCCUCUGUCCGUCUGUCACUUUGAUCCUCUGACGGGUCCCCGCGACCCCAAUUCGCCAAAUCUGUGAAGGACCACCGACUUUCUGGGCAAUGAUGUAGCGGUUCCGAGCGCGCAGGUUAGCUCUGGCGUGGUAGUGUUUCUCUCUCCACUCUCAUUUCUUCCUCUGUUUUUUCUGUAAAUUGUCCACGAGAGGAUUUGUUCGCAAAGAAAAAGGAACUUUUGUUGUAAAAAAUAUUUAUUAUGUGAAGCUCUAUUAUUUUAUGAUAUUUAUUGCAAGAGACAGUCUUAAGAAAUUUACUCAUGACUCUGAAUAUAACGAAAUAUCAAAUACUUACUGAGAAUUAAAGGGUGGCACAAAGAAAACUAUGUUAACUUUAAUGCAGAAAAUAUAUUAAUUAAUGAAAUGA